Molecule: messenger RNA, 3266 nt
Organism: Erythranthe guttata (spotted monkey flower)
Lineage: Eukaryota; Viridiplantae; Streptophyta; Magnoliopsida; Lamiales; Phrymaceae
Source: RefSeq, a predicted model, not a curated record
AUGAAGGAUUCACAGCGUCUGGAUCUGCUGAAGGAAAUUGGUGGUACUCGAGUUUAUGAGGAGAGACGUCAUGAAAGUUUGAAAAUCAUGCAGGAGACUGGUAAUAAGAGAAAGCAAAUUAUUCAAGUUGUCCAAUACUUGGAUGACAGACUUCGAGAGCUUGAUGAAGAGAAAGAGGAAUUGAAAAAGUAUCAGCAGCUUGACCGGCAGAGGAAGUCUCUUGAAUACGCCAUUUAUGACAAAGAACUUCAUGAUGCAAGGCAGCAAUUGGUGAAGAUAGAAGAGGAAAUAUACAAGGUUUCGGAGAAAUCUGCCAUGAUGUACGAUAGUAUUUCAGACGCCCAAGCAAAUUGCAAGGAGUCGGACAAAUUACUUAAGGAUCUGACUAAAAAAGCUCAGAUUUUGAGCAGAGAGAAAGAAGAAAUAGAGAAACAGAGGACAGAAGCUAUUAAGAAGCAUGCGAAACUUAAGCUUGACGACGAAGACUUACGAGAUAAGGUUGAAGGGAAUAUAAAAGCUAAGGAGGAUGCUGCUAUACAACUUGAGCUUUUGGAUAAAGAAAUUCAGGGAUCCAAUGCUGAACUCACUAGAAUCACGCUCUUGUAUGAUGAGCAUGUUAGGGCGGAGGAUAAUUUGACCCGAGAGAUUAUGGAGUGCGAAAAACAGCUUAGCAUUCUGUACCAGAAACAGGGUCGUGCGACACAGUUUGCUACUAAAGCAGCUCGCGACCAGUGGCUUGAGAAAGAAAUUAAGGACUAUCAGCAAGUUUUAUCUUCAAACCUAGUACAGGAGAAAAAACUUAGGGAAGAACUUGAUCAGCUCAGGAAAGAUAUCCGAGAGCACGAUGCCUCUAUAAAGGUUCGAAAAGCUGAAGUUGCAGAAUUAGAAUCCCGAAUUUCUGGAUACAUACGAGGAUACAACCAGUAUAAAUUGGAGAGAGACGAACUGCAUGACAAGCGGAAGCUUUUGUGGCGGAAAGAGAGCGAACUUUCUGCUGAGAUUUAUAGGCUUAAAUCGGAGGUUGCUAAAGCCGAGAAAAGCCGUGAUCACGCAAUUCCUGGAGAUAUAAGAAGAGGAUUGAGUUCCGUGAGGAGGAUAUGUGAUCAGCAUGGUAUUGGAGGAGUACAUGGUGCUGUUAUUGAGUUGUUAGACUGCGAGGAAAAAUUUUUCACAGCUGUUGAAGCUACUGCUGGAAACAGCUUAUUUCAUGUGGUAGUUGAAAACGAUGAUAUAUCAACCAAGAUAAUCGGGCACCUCAAUGCACAGAAAGGUGGACGGGUGACAUUUGUACCAUUGAACAGGGUGAAAGUCCCACUAGUUACGUAUCCACCAAAUGUAGAACCACUUCUGGAGAAAUUAGAGUUCCUAGAGAAAUAUGCUUCAGCAUUUGGCCAGAUUUUCUCAAAGACGGUUAUUUGCCCAAAUUUAGAUGUUGCUACAAGAAUUGCCCGUACCGAUGGUCUGGACUGCAUCACCUUGGAAGGUGAUCAAGUAAACAAAAAAGGUGGCAUGACCGGUGGAUAUUAUGAUUAUAGGCGUUCUAAACUGAAAUUCGUCAGCACCAUUAGACAGAAUAAGGAUUCUAUUAUAAGUAAGGAAGAUGAACUGAAUAAAGUCAGAGACGAACUUCAAAAUAUCCUUCUGCCCCCACAGACUGACCAGAGAAUCAACGAACUAGUGGCAGAGCAGGAGAAAUUUGGCGCCAAGUUGGCUCAUGAAAAAUCUGAACUCGAACAACUGAGGCAGGACGUUAUAAAUUCUGAGAAGCAAAAACCAUCCAUUUCUAAGUCACUUGAUAAGAAAGUGAAGUCGCUCGACAGCAUAUUGACUCAGAUAGAACAUAAUAGAGCUAAUAUUGCUAAUAAAGAAAAGGAAAUGGGAACUGAACUUGUUGAUCACUUGACACCAGAGGAGAAAGAGUCGCUCUCUCGGUUGAAUCCUAAAAUAACUGAUCUGAAGAAGCAGCUAAUUACCUGCAGGAGUAACCGUAUGGAGGCCGAAACAAUAAAAGCAGAGCUUGAGAUGAAUCUUUCCACAAACCUUGUGAGGCGGAAAGAAGAGUUGGAGGCAGUAAAGCAAUCUGCAGAAACUGACGUGUUACAAAGAGAAGCAGCGCUGAACAGACAGGAAUUAGCACAUGAAAAAUUAUCGAUCGAUCAAUUGACUCAACAGCUCAAGCGAGUAACUAAGAGUAUAGACCAGAAGAAUACGGAACUGGAAGAAAUUAAAAUUGAAAAAGAGAAACUAAAAAGGUUGCAAGAUGAGUACCAAUCUACGCUGCAAGAUGAAGAGAAAGAUCUGGAGCAACUACUGAGUAAUAAGAAUAUAUAUCUGUCCAAGCAAGUAGAGUACUCGAAGAAAAUUCGGGAAUUGGGUCCACUAUCUUCCGAUGCUUUUGAAACGUACAAGCGAAGAAGCAUAAAAGAACUGUACAAACUGCUUCACAAAUGUAACGAGCAACUGCAACAGUUCAGCCAUGUGAACAAAAAGGCUCUCGAUCAAUAUGUUAAUUUCACAGACCGAAGAGAAGAGCUCCAGAGAAGACAGGCGCAGUUGGAUGCUGGUGACGAUAAAAUCAAAGAACUUAUAUCAGUUUUGGAUAUGAGAAAGGAUGAAUCAAUUGAGCGUACAUUUAAAGGUGUGGCUAAGCAUUUUCGAGAAGUAUUUUCUGAACUUGUGCAAGGAGGUCACGGAUUUUUGGUUAUGAUGAAGAAGAAGGAUAAUGACGACUUUGAUAAUGAUCAAGAUGACGAUGAGCCUCGACCAUCGGAAGCAGAGGGGAGGGUUGACAAAUACAUUGGCGUCAAAGUGAAGGUUUCUUUCACUGGGCACGGAGAGACGCAGUCGAUGAAACAAUUAUCCGGCGGUCAGAAAACUGUGGUGGCUUUGGCAUUAAUCUUCGCCAUACAAAGAUGUGAUCCUGCCCCGUUUUAUCUUUUUGAUGAGAUAGACGCAGCACUUGAUCCUCAGUACAGAACUGCCGUUGGAAACAUGGUUCGUCGCUUAGCAGACACGGCAAGCACUCAGUUUAUAACUACUACGUUUCGGCCUGAGCUUGUGAAAGUAGCUGACAAGAUAUAUGGUGUGGAGCACAAAAACAGAGUGAGCCGUGUUAACGUUGUGUCCAUUGAAGAAGCUUUGGAUUUCGUUGAGCGCGACCAGUCCCACAACGAGUGAUAUUAUUGGAAAAUCCUUGUCGAUAACUGACGUACAAUGACCACGAUGAGAAAAACUCCGUAAGUUAACCAAUUUCUCUCCUAACUUUA